AUGACAACGCUGGUGACAGGUGCCACCGGAUUUCUCGGCUCGGCCGUCGCCCGCAGGUUGCUCGACGCCGGCCAUGCGGUGCGCGUGUUGACGCGGCCCGGCGCCGAUACGCGCAACAUCGACGGCCUCGAUGUGGAACGCGCAACCGGCGACCUGACCGACCGCCCCUCGUUGGAGAAGGCUGCGCGCGGCUGCGACACGCUCUUUCACGUGGCGGCCGACUACCGGCUCUGGAUUCCCGAUCCGCCGACGGUCUACCGCACCAACGUGGAUGGCUCCCGCGACCUGCUGCGCGCCGCCGCAUCUGCGGGAGCCACACGCAUCGUCUACACGUCGAGCGUCGCCACGUUGGGCCUCAACGCCGACCACUCACCCGCCGACGAGGAGACCCCGGUAACCGAGGCCGCCAUGAUCGGCCAUUACAAGCGCUCGAAGUUCCUGGCGGAGGAGGCGGUGCGUACGCUCAUCCGCGACGAAGGGGUGCCGGCGGUCAUCGUCAACCCCUCCGCGCCCAUCGGCCCGCGCGACAUCAAACCGACGCCGACCGGGCGAAUCAUCGUCGAUUUCGCGACCGGGCGCAUGCCGGCCUAUGUCGAUACCGGCCUCAACGUGGUCCAUGUCGACGACUGUGCCGCCGGCCAUCUGCAGGCGCUGGAGCUUGGCGCGGUCGGAGAGCGCUACAUUCUCGGCGGCGAGGACAUGACCUUGCGCGAAAUCCUCGAAUGCCUGGCGCGGCUCACGGGGCGCCGGGCCCCGCGAAUCCGGCUCUCCCACCGCCUGCUCGUGCCGGUGGCCGCCGCCGGCGAAACCUGGGCGCGUGUCGUGGGCGGCGAGCCCAGACUCACCCGCGACAGCCUGCGCAUGGCGCGCAAGAUGAUGUUCUUCUCCUCCGCCAAGGCCGAGCGCGAACUCGGCUACACGACGCGCCCCGCAAGCCAAGCGCUGGCCGAUGCGCUGAGCUGGUUUAAGGCCAACGGCUACGUGUGA
Geodia barretti is the source of this 987-nucleotide messenger RNA. Lineage: Eukaryota; Metazoa; Porifera; Demospongiae; Tetractinellida; Geodiidae. The record is from the annotation of a GenBank genome assembly.